Molecule: messenger RNA, 2780 nt
Organism: Anastrepha obliqua
Lineage: Eukaryota; Metazoa; Arthropoda; Insecta; Diptera; Tephritidae
Gene: RhoGAP16F
Product: rho GTPase-activating protein 15
Exons: 5
Coding region: 677-2236 (519 amino acids)
Biological process (GO): signal transduction; regulation of GTPase activity
Cellular component (GO): cytoplasm
Source: RefSeq, a predicted model, not a curated record
UUUUCAUGAAAUUUAAGUUUCCUGAGAGUUUCCGAAAGCAGUGAGUAGGUGCUCUUGGUGUGGAAAGCGUCAUCGGUACGGUCGAAUGGAUCGCGUCAAAUUAUAGACACACACGCAUAUCCACAUACAUACUUUAUAUAGAUUGACGCCUGUUGGCACUGCAUUUUUGCUGAGAUUUUGUGCAAUGAAUAGUAUGUACGUAAAAAUAAUAAACAUUUUUAUUUAUUUUCAUUAAUAUGUGUGUAUAUUGUGUCUGAAAGCGUUCGGGUGAAGUGCUCGCAGUGGAUUGAAUUACAAUUAGUUUUCUGAAAUAAAUAAAUAAAUAAAAUACGGACAUACAUAUGCGCAUAUAAAGCCAAGAUCAGGCGGUUACUUACUAACUUUAUCUGUGUGUGUACAUGUGUGUGCUAUGCGGCUGCAAUGACCAUUGCUCCUUCUAAGUAGCUUCUUGGGGAACUCACGAAAACGCAAAUUGUGAUAACCAAUAUCGCCAGCGGUUUUGAAUUUCACGUUUGAGUACUUAAGCUAAACAUAUUCACACAAACAGAGGCUAAAAUAUGCACAUGUGCCACAUGAGUACAUACACUGAUUCGCAUUGUACUUUGCAAGCAUAUGUGAGUUUUUGUAUCCCCAUCCUCCACCUUCCUUCGGCAGCCCCUCUUCGGUAGUCGUCAAUAUGCAAACGAGCAGCAGCAUUAGCAGUCACAACUGCCAUAGUCGCAGCCGUAACGAUGUAGCACCCAGAGCAACAGUCACUCCUGGUACGCCCGAUUCAGCGGGUAUACUAAUCGAUGCUGCGGGACAGGCUGUUUUUGAAAAACGCAAUAAAACGAUAAUGCAUUGCUUUCGCGACCGCACACCAAGUUAUACACGCACACAACAACAUCUAUGCAGUCAGAAUAGUCAGGAGCAGCCACUGACGCAACAAGUUGGAUUUAUUCGCCGACGACAGAAACCAGUAAUUUAUUUAAAGGAACCCCGUCCAAUCAACAAGCUGGCGUUACUAAAAAGUGCAAGUACACGCGAUUUGUCGCGCUUCUUAGUUGAGGAAAGUGCGCCCGUCGUUUGUACACCCACUGUAGAGGCAACACAUUUCAAUAGUGCAACAAAUAGCAGCACCAGCUCGGCAUGCUCAGCGCAGUCACCAGCAGAGGAGCACAAACGUCAGAGAGCACGUGAGCGCACAUACUGCGAGGAAUAUUGCGCGGAACGCAUUACCGAGCUGGAGCAACGCGUCACCCAGCUGGAACAGCAAGUGCAAAAUGAACGCACCGUUGGACAAGAGCUGUCCACACGCUUACAAGGACUCAUACAGCGUGUAGAAGAGCUGAACCACUUGAAGGUGUCCGACAAACGGAAACGCAGCAGCAUGCGCAAGAAAACUGCACAAGCCAAUGCAAAUGUGAAUGCGCAGGUAUCGGUGCAGCCUUCAAAAUUGGUGGCGUGGAUGAAUUUGUCAAAUUGGUUUAAGCAGCGUCCGAGCAUUGCUACGCUGAAAGAGCAGAAUAUCUAUAAUGAUGAACCCUGCUUCGAUACGGAAAUCGAAAUGGUACUCAAACAUGAGGUGCACAAAACCGUUCCGAAAAUCGUUGUGGACUGCUGUGAUUUGAUCGAGGAACGUUACCGUAAGGCUUCGGAGCCCAUCGAGGGUAUUUAUCGGCAGUGUGGCGAUUAUAAUAAAAUGCAAAGUCUGCGUUUUCGCAUUGAUGCAAAUGAUUAUGAGUCAUUGCGUCAACCGAAUGUCGACAUUCAUACAUUAACUGGUGUGCUGAAGUUGUUUCUGCGGGAAAUCAAAAGUCCUCUUGUUAGUGCAAAUGAAGCGAAAACGUUCAUUGGAAAACCGAAUCAGUGGUUACUAACGGAUGUAACUGCGAAAAUCGAUAUUCUAAAAAGACUGAUCCGUACAUUGCCGGAAGUUAAUCGUGAUACCAUGAAUUACAUAUUUGCUCAUUUCAACAAACUGACGAAGGUACCUCUACAGCAAGUGAGCGCCGAUACGCUUGCCAUUUCCAUUACACCCACGAUUUUCCAUCCCGUGCAUAAGGGCACAAAUACACAGGACUUACAAGAGUUAAUUAAGGAGAGUCAACUGCUGGCAGAUUGUGUUAAAAUUAUGAUCGAAUAUCAUAGUCGUAUAUUCGAAUGCUCGGUAGAGCGACGGCAUAAACGCAUCAGUGUGCGACGCUUACGCAAGACGCUCUCACAACCGGAUUUGAUUUUUCAAAAUUUCUUUUAAUUAAAUAGUCAUAUGACUGUAUUACAAAAUUCUGGGUGACAAAAUUCCAUAAAUUGCAAAAAAAUUCUGCUUUUUUAAAAUUCUGCUUUUUAAAAUUCUGCUUUCCAAAAUUCUGCUUUUUCAAAAUUCUGCAUGUUUAAUGCGAAAAAUUCUGCUUUAUUCAACUUUUGUGAUUUUCGUCAUACAAGAAGUAACAAAAUAAACAUUUAUUCCAUAAAUAUACAUAUGUAUAUGCUUAAGCGAUAACAAUAUUUUAGUUUAGCCAAUUACAAUAUUUUUUGGAAUUCUUUUUAAAUAUGUAGUGUGACUUAAUUCAUUUCUUUUCUUAAUAAUUCUUCGCAGCUGUUCGUUUUUUUUAGAAGAGUUCUACGCAAAAAUACUGUGGAUUGCGUAGCCGGAGUUGAACUGAUGAGGGUUAUUUUUUUGAAGCGCGACCAAAGGCCGCCCACGCGAAAAGGAGUUCUACGCAAAAAUACGGUGGAUUGCGUAGCCGGAGUUGGACUGAUGAGGGUUAUUUUUUUUGAAGCGCGGCCGAAGACCGCCC